Molecule: messenger RNA, 1776 nt
Organism: Striga hermonthica
Lineage: Eukaryota; Viridiplantae; Streptophyta; Magnoliopsida; Lamiales; Orobanchaceae
Source: the annotation of a GenBank genome assembly
AUGGCGUUUUGGUGGCCUCUGGUUGUUGUCGCUUUCGCCUUCGCGAUCUGCAAAUUACUCCUCAUGCUCAUACCUUCCAAUGUACCUUCGAUCGACGUCGACAUCUCUGAUGUCGUGGAUGAUGGGAAUCAAAUGAAGGAAAACAGCUUCAUCUAUAUACCUUCGCGGAGACAGACAGAUAAAGUCCAAUGCUAUGAACCUGCAACAAUGAAAUACCUGGGCUUUUUUCCUGCAUUGAAACCAGAUGAGGUUAAGGAGCGUGUUUCACAGGCGAGGAAGGCUCAGAAGGUGUGGGCAAAAAGUAGCUUCAAACAAAGGCGCCAGUUCCUGAGGAUACUUCUAAAGUACAUCAUCGAACACCAGGAGCUUAUAUGCGAGGUUUCAUCGCGCGACACUGGAAAGACCAUGGUUGAUGCGUCUUUUGGAGAAAUUAUGACAACGUGUGAGAAAAUCACCUGGCUUCUUUCUGAGGGUGAAAAGUGGCUGAAACCCGAAUACAGAUCAUGUGGAAGAUCAAUGCUUCACAAGACAGCCAGGGUGGAAUUUCAUCCGCUUGGUGUAAUUGGAGCCAUUGUUUCAUGGAACUAUCCAUUUCACAACAUAUUUAACCCAAUGUUGGCUGCAGUAUUCUCAGGGAACAGUAUUGUGAUUAAGGUUUCAGAACAUGCGAGUUGGUCAGGAUGUUUCUAUUUCCGUAUAAUACAAGCCGCCCUUGCUGCUGUUGGAGCACCAGAAAAUCUGGUUGAGGUCAUAACAGGGUUUGCUGAGACAGGAGAAACCUUGGUGUCUUCAGUUGACAAAAUGAUUUUUGUUGGGUCACCUGGUGUAGGGAAAAUGAUAAUGAGGAAAGCUGCGGAUACAUUGAUACCGGUUACUCUUGAGCUCGGUGGGAAAGAUGCCUUUAUUGUCUGUGAAGAUGUUGAUGUGCCGCAUGUCGCACAAAUUGCUGUAAGGGGUGCUCUGCAAUCAAGUGGACAAAAUUGUGCUGGUGCUGAGAGGUUCUAUGUUCACAAGGACAUCUAUACCUCAUUUGUUGCUGAAGUUGUCAGAAUUGUAAAAUCUGUUACUGCUGGUCCUCCACUCAUUGGGAAAUACGACAUGGGAGCAAUAUGCAUGCAAGAGCACUCUGAGAAGCUCCAGAGUCUGGUAAAUGAUGCACUAAACAAAGGAGCUGAAAUUGUUGGCCGAGGGAGUGUUGGGAAUAUUGGUGAAGGAGCCGUCGAUCAGUACUUCCCUCCCACUGUAAUUGUGAACGUCAACCACAGCAUGAAAUUGAUGCAAGACGAGGCCUUCGGACCAAUUAUGCCCAUCAUGAAAUUCAGUACUGAUGAAGAGGCCGUCAAACUGGCAAACGACUCGAAGUAUGGGCUCGGGUGUGCUGUAUUUUCAGGCAGCCAGAAGCGGGCCAGAGAAAUAGCUUGUCAGUUACACUGUGGCAUUGCUGCUGUUAAUGAUUUUGCAGCAAGCUACAUGUGUCAGUCUCUUCCAUUUGGUGGUGUAAAAGACAGUGGAUUUGGAAGGUUUGCUGGCAUUGAGGGGUUGCGAGCUUGCUGUCUUGUAAAAUCCGUGGUGGAGGACCGGUGGUGGCCAUUUGUCAGGACUAAGAUCCCUAAGCCUAUUCAGUACCCCAUCUCGGAAAACGGUUUUGAAUUCCAAAAAUCACUUGUGGAAGCACUGUACGGGCUGAACUUGCGGGACCGUGUGCGGGCAUUGGUGGAUGUUUUGAAGAUGCUUUCCGAACCAAGUGCUUCCAAGACCAGUAAGAGAAAGGACUAA